GCUUCUCAAAGGGCAGUUGCCAACACUGGAAAACGUCUGUCAGCACGCACGAAGCGCAACGUUGAAGGCAAAUAUUAGGAUGGGUGAACAAGGACUAGGUCUAAUAAUCAUUCAGAAUGGACCGUAUCUCCAGAUAACAAGUCUCGUUGAGAAAAGCUCUGCAGCUCAAAAUGGAAGGCUAAAACCAGGUGACAUUCUAAUAAAAAUCGGACAUGCUAAUGUGUUAGGAUGGACUCUGCGAGAGCUGAGGCAACUCUUGCACAAUAUUCCAAUAGGAACUAGUCUACAAAUCAGGGUUUACAGAGAUUUUCUUGAAGUACCUCAACACUGGCAAAGUGUGGCUGACUUAAUUCCUGAAGUAAAGCUUCCUACGACAGCAGACACAUCAGGUGAAGACACUGAGGACAAAAAUGACACCAGGACCAGUAGCGAUGAUGAUGUAGACUUGGAAACUUUUCAGUAUAAAUCUUCCCAAUCAUCAUGUUAUGAGUUCACCCAUAAAUUACCAUCACUAUCCAAAACUUGGCACGCAUCUGAUACAAGCCACACACUUACAGUAGGCAAAGACAUUGGAUGUGACAUUAUACUUCAUAAUGACACUGAUGCAUUGGGCAAUUCUGAAUUCAGUACUAGUGGCAUUAGAUCUACUUCAUACCGGACUAUGGAAAAGAACGAGACCAGUUCCUCUUCCUCCUGCUCUUCCGUAUCAGAUGCAUUCUGGCUGGAAGAAUUUGGCUUUCCUUUGGAAUAGCUCAAAACCUGACUUCUUCAAAACCUAGAUGUCGGAAGCCGUAUUAUACCUGUUCAUUUUUAAUACUGGACCAUGAAGUUUAUUACAUUGGAAGAUGAUGGUGAACCGUGCUUAGACUUCCAGAAAUCUGAGCAUCCUAGGAUAUUUAAAACAAUACAGUAGCCACACAAAGCUGUCUCUUCUAGCAGUACCCUCCCUACUGUCUACCCAUGCUACUUGUGGAGAAGACAUUCAAAUGCAUCACCUUGGCUAGUCCUACAAAAGUAAGGCAUGCAAGCUCUAAGAAGCUAAAAUA
This is a messenger RNA of Dromaius novaehollandiae (emu), 1046 nucleotides long. It is a transcript of the gene PDZD9, whose product is annotated as PDZ domain containing 9. Bases 80 to 751 code for a protein of 223 amino acids. The record is from RefSeq and is a predicted model, not a curated record. The transcript is spliced from 3 exons. NCBI's taxonomy places the organism in Eukaryota, Metazoa, Chordata, Aves, Casuariiformes, Dromaiidae. Gene Ontology annotation, molecular function: protein binding.